AUAUUAACGCCAGGCAGCACAUUUCACAAAAAAGCUUAUCUUAUUCGGAAACAAUUUUCAGCGUCUCUCAUUGCUCUGCUCCUCUCUGCCAUGGCCAAAGUUAGCGUCGACUCCGAAUACCUCAAGGAUGUCGAGAGAGCUCGCCGCGAGCUCCGCGCUCUCAUCUCCAACAAAAAUUGCGCGCCGAUCAUGCUUCGAUUGGCGUGGCAUGACGCGGGGACUUAUGAUGUGAACACGAAGACCGGAGGUCCGAACGGUUCGAUUCGGAAUGAGGAGGAGUACGCUCACGGAGCUAACAGUGGCUUGAAAAUAGCGCUUGAAUUUUGCGAUAUUGGGUGUGGUAAUGGGAAUGCUGCAUGGAUAAAAGCUUAUUUCAAGGAGCUCAUGAACUCUUACAUCUUAAAAGAUAUUUCAGAACAAGUGAAGUCUAAAUGCCCGAAAAUUACAUAUGCCGAUCUCUACCAGCUUGCAGGUGUUGUUGCAGUUGAAGUUACUGGUGGGCCCACAGUCAGUUUUGUUCCUGGUAGAAAGGACUCAAAGAUUUCUCCGAAGGAAGGGCGGCUUCCAGAUGCUAAUAAAGGAGUGCCACAUCUGAAGGAGGUGUUUUAUCGGAUGGGCUUAUCUGAUAAAGACAUUGUAGCACUUUCUGGCGGUCACACCCUGGGAAGGGCACAUCCUGAAAGAUCAGGCUUCGACGGUGCUUGGACUAAAGAGCCACUGAAAUUUGACAAUUCAUAUUUUCAGGAGCUGCUGAAGGGGGAAUCAGAGGGUCUGCUAAAACUCUCCACUGAUCUGGCUUUGCUGGAUGAUCCUGAUUUUAGGCGUUACGUGGAGCUUUAUGCUAAGGAUGAAGAUGCCUUCUUUAGAGACUACGCAGAGUCACACAAAAAGCUUUCUGAAUUAGGUUUCACUCCUCCUGGAGCUAAGACAAUCGUCAAAGAUGGCACUAUAUUAGCACAAAGUGCUUUCGGAGUUGCUGUUGCUGCUGCCGUUGUGAUCGCUGGCUACUUAUAUGAAGCCAGGAAAAGAUGAAGUAGAUUAAGAAAAUAAAAAAUACUAAAACAUGGUUACAUUUUUAUAUUCUCUACUGUGAUAUGAUAAUCAGAGACAGGCAUUGGUCCCUGCCCUCUAGCCGGAUCAUAUAUUUGUAUGUGGAUACAUUUUACCACUUGCUAAAUAUUUGAAAUAACACACUAGAGGUUAUACA
Messenger RNA from Salvia splendens (bonfire salvia), 1207 nucleotides. RefSeq names its product L-ascorbate peroxidase 3-like. The record is from RefSeq and is a predicted model, not a curated record. Gene Ontology annotation, molecular function: heme binding; peroxidase activity. The transcript has 10 exons. Bases 91 to 1032 code for a protein of 313 amino acids. Gene Ontology annotation, cellular component: chloroplast. NCBI's taxonomy places the organism in Eukaryota, Viridiplantae, Streptophyta, Magnoliopsida, Lamiales, Lamiaceae. Gene Ontology annotation, biological process: response to reactive oxygen species; hydrogen peroxide catabolic process; cellular response to oxidative stress.